Molecule: messenger RNA, 6239 nt
Organism: Porites evermanni
Lineage: Eukaryota; Metazoa; Cnidaria; Anthozoa; Scleractinia; Poritidae
Source: the annotation of a GenBank genome assembly
AUGGAAAUGUGCGCAUUUUUAACUUAUGCUUAUAAUAAAUUCCAUAAUUUUUUUCCUCACACAGGAGAUGGCAAGAGCUUCACCUCCCUAGAUGGUUUGAGGGCUCACCCAAACAAGAGCCACCUGCCCAAGAGGCCCGAUUGUCGCGACUGUGGCUACAAGACCAACGACGCUGGCCAUCUGAAGCACCACAGAGACUGCUGGCACAAUGGCACUUCGCAAAAAGUGAAGAAAUGGAGGCAUAAACAAUGAAUCUGCACCUUCCAUACACAUGUAUAUUGGCAAAAUGAGUGCCCACAUGAGGAGAGGAGGAUGCAGCCAGCUACUCCCCCAAAGCCAAAAACACCAAGGGUACUUGAUGUUGUAGGGGAAGUGACAAGAUGGACCAACACUUGUGACUGGAAUAAUCCCGACCAUUUCAAGUGUCCUUUUAGGGAAUGUGAGAGGACAUAUGAGGCGGCCAGUGAGUGCGCACACCACGUGCACCAAGAAAAGCAUAAGAGUGCAUGGAGCACGUUGAUCAAGAAAAACACUUUAAGUAAUUCCUUGCCAGUUUUUUUCCAGAAAACUGUCUUGGAUUGUUUUGUCUAUUUAAAAAAUUGUCUUUUUUGAGAAAUUUUCAACUUGAAUCUGACGUUUGCCGAGAAUGUGACUCCGAAAAUCUCUCUAUUUAGUUAUUGCGUGUCACGCGCCAAAGGCAUAAUAAACAAAACACGGCAGGCCUGCCACUGCUGUCAACGAUCAUAAUUAAGUGACUGUAAAUUAUCUGCAAGCUAAUAGUACAUCACUUUGCCCAGGUGGACGAAAAUGCUACAGCAAAGGCAAAAAAGGGCUCUCUUACUGCCCUUUACUCACGCCCGUUCUCUGGCGGAUCAUAAAAUGGAGAAUUUGAAGGUUAAGCUAUUUUUCUGACUUGUAUUUGUUAUUUCUUAGAUAGAAUCCAUUGCAGACGCAUAAUUGACGUGGUACAAGGUCGCCUAUCCUGGCAAAACAAGAGGCAAUACCACUGGGGUAGCUGAAUAUAAAAGCAUUCCUGGUAGUGUGUGGAAGGCGGGUUUUUUUCUUCUCAAGGGUAACCAACAGCAUUUUUUGCGGCCUCUGCAGGUGUGUAAUUAUUAUACCAAAUUCGAAUCCUCAGAAGUCAAUUACUGCGCUCAAAGUUCUAGGAGUUGAUGGAAAAUUGAUAGGCUCUUCAAAUAUGCAACACAAUCAAGUAAAAAGGUAAGGUAAGCAUAUGGUUCCAUAUGACAUCAACAAAACUGUAAGGGUAAGAAUGUGACAAAACGGUCAUCCCCAGGCCUUUCGAAACUGGGGCCUGCAACAAUAAAAUAUCUAAGAACAGCAGUAGGGUAAGAAGGACUAGUGCCUAAACAGCCGAUGUUUGAACAGGACACGUAAUUUCUACGCGACUUAAUAGGCAAUCUCGACACCUGCUACUUUACGAUGUGUCGUUCCGUACCAGAGAGUACAAGCUACUUUUCCAAAACCAUAUUGCUUGUGGCAUGGGGAUCCUUUUUAAAAUGAAUUGGGAAGGUUAUGAUUUAAACACCUUUCAGCCUCCUUUCGAGAUGCCCACUAAAGAUAUUAGGUCAAGACAAAGCACAGGGUUUACUGAUUGCUCAGCUUUGGCCGACAGACUCACAUCUACUUCCCAAUUUUCCUAAGAAAUUUCAUUGGCCAACUUUUUUUUCGGGAUUUUACUGAGACCUUCUAAAGCACCAUUCCCGAAGCAGAAUGGCAUUCGCCGCACAAGAAACUCUUCUUGAGGGUAUGUUGUGUGUGACAGGCUCCUUCAGACAAUUCCAGUUUUAAGUCGUUAUUGAGACAAGCACCAAAAACUUAUACAUCACAUACGUUAACAAAUGGGUGCAUUUUGUCCAAGUUCAAAAGUAACAACCUUGUACAAGGCAGUCUACAUUGAAAAAAACGUUGUUACUAGAUCACCCCGCCAGCUAACCCAUAUGGUCAUCAAGGAGGUUAAAUCUGAAGUUGGCAGGGCAAAAAAACUUUUUUUCACUUUUCUUGUCCAUCGGAUAGAUACUUUGCAGAUUUUGGUUGUCCGAACACAAAAUCCACUCGUCCAAAGAAAAAAAAAGCUGCCAAAACAGAUUGGUUGUGGCUGACUAAGAUGUCAUGACGAAAACAGGUGGAUGAUGAACCGUCAAUACCCCAAAACGCCUGCUACUCUUGUCACAAACAGAGGGAUGUUUUUGGCAAACUGCACAAAACAUGUAAUUUUUGAUCUCGUCAAAUUUAACCCAGGGAAAUUCUUCAUUCCAUGCUUGCUUAAAUCGACGGACACGAGACUCUUCAUACUUCUCUUUUUCUCGUCUUUGAAGAGCUAUUUUCCUCGUUUGUUUGAGACUGUCUCUUAUUCCUUCCUAGCGCUCGAUUUUCCAGAGGUCGAACAAACUCAUCGUGUUCUACUUUCAGAACACCACGGAUUUCGCGCCAUUUUUAGCAAAAACAAGCGUGCAAAGGAUAUAUAAGUAACGUGAAAACCCGCCUCCACACAUUGACGCCGGCGGCAGAGAAACACUGUGACAAUUUAAGGUACUUUUCAGUACUUUAUUCUAUGAAAGCUAUCUACUCCAGAUCCUACGAAGCUAAAAAAAUAUUGCUCACGAUAAAUUUUGCUCGUCCAGUUGGACGAGUGCUUUACGAUUUUCAGUCGUCCGAGUCCAAAACCUAGUCGUCUCAGACGAGCGGACGAGUGAACGUUUUUUGCCCUGAGUUGGUAGACAUUCUCUCCAGUACUGAGGACAUCAAAUUUUGAACUUUAUAACUGGCAAAGUUAAACUUCCUGGCGGUGGUAUUAACUCUUUUAAAAACAUCUUAUUAAGAAACCUUUUACUAGAUAUCCAUUAUCUUUCCUUUAUAAGGAAGCUACCGCUAUUACAAUAAAGAUGAGUAUGUUUAGACACUUAUGUUUGUAUUACAUACUUAGUAUAUUAUUAUAAAUAUGGUGAUGAUAGUAGAGCAUGUUAUAUUUUUAGUGAAUUGAAGUACCAUAUCAACCUUAUUAAAUGCUAAUUUUCUACCCUGUGUUACUGAAUAAGAUGAUGAUGAUAAUGAUGGACAACAGAUGGAAGUCCUUUAAUUUUCCACAUUAAUCCCAGCAAACACAGGAAACAGAGAACGAAAUUCUCUUCCUCUUGACCAAUUUCCCAACGAACCGGAUGUUAUUGGUGCAAUCACAGUCCAUCGCAGAUGCCAGAUCUUUGUACUUGACCCGGAACAAGUUCACACAUAUACGUUGCACUGCUGUUUAUGCAACAUGACAUAAAAGCUUUCUCGGUACCGUGUACCAAAACCGGUUUCUCCUUCACAAGAAUAAGCAAAAUUUUCCGCUGCAGCUGUAUGUGGGUGUAUAUUGUAUAACAUUAGAAUGCUAGAAAGUAGAAAGCUGCAUAUUUCCCAGUGCUAGGAAUUAACGGGAACUUAAACAGUCAAACGAUGGUAAUAACUCAGUGGUAUAUUCACACCACAUAAAAAUCUAUAAUUUUUUUGCCAUCUUCAGCACAUCUCAAACAAGCAUCCAGUCCCGGCCAAAACCUAUCCAGAACUAGGAAGCACAACACUCUUGAAUUUUUUUUAAGAACGAAGGUAAGGAGGGAAAAAAAAUAUUGUCCAAAAUGGUGAUGUUACAACAGGAUAUGGAAUUAAUCCUUCACUCCAUAGGCAUCUCUACACCAGCUUCUAGAAUACGAAAAACUUUCCAAUUCUAUAAACAAUAAUGAAUAUAAAUGGAAGAAUGAUAACAAGUCACAAGGCAAAAGAUUUUCAGAUUCAAAUAAAGUCGGAACGAAGGUCAUUUCUCGCUUGCUCCACUUCCCUCUUCGCAUGAGUAAUGAAAAGUUGUUUGUCACAUACAAGUAUACUUGAUACUACAACAGCGAUACCCUUUGAAAACAACAUAGGAGGCUCUAUAGCUUAAUCAGUUGGCAGUUCAAAUUUGGGAAGAUGUAUAUCGAGGCACAUUGGGCUUUCAGUUAUUCACCGUCUUUGUUAGAUGGUAACGAAACAGUCAAGCCUGCAAUCAUGACUGGUUGUUUUAAAUCAAACAGUCAUUUUUCGAUAUACAAUGUACUGUCAAACUCCCCAGAGAUGGACUUUGUUCCAUUUGUGAGCAGACUAAAAAGUCAUUUCAGUAUAUUGCACAUGGCAUGGGGAUCCUUUAUAUAAUACCUUCUAUGAAUUUCCAGCUUUAUGGCCUUCUCCAAACCUCCUACAAAAGAUCAGUCAAGACAAAGCACGGGGUAUAUUUUUCUAAAGACAUCUAGUGUCCAACCUCCAAUUUACUAACUUCCUCACCCAAACCCCCUAAAGCACCAUUCCGGAAGUAAAAUGCAUUCCCGGUACAGGUAAACUCCAUCUGACGGUAUGUCCUGUCUGAGGGAAUCCUUCACCACAUCAACAAAUAAUUAUGGUAUUUUGUUCAAUCGAAGCUAACAACGGUUUACAAGAUAUACAAGAUAAGUCUCAUUAAAGAAAUCCACAGGAAAAAGAAGAAGAGCUCCUGUUUCUGUUCAGUUGACCCACACAUUGUCAUUGACCCAAUUUAAUUGAAUUAUUUGUUUCCGAGUAUUUGAGUGGGGUGCCUGUAAACUAGCCGGAUAAGCUAAGUGCACUUUCCACAAGCCUUUUAAAACCUCUUUAUCAAUGAUUACUGAACCCCCGGGUUUGUCCUGGAAACAACACCGACUGAAAAGGAUGACACUAUAAAAUUUGCAAGCCACCUAUGAGCACAAUCUAUUAUUUUGAGAUUCAAUGUCAACUACUAUUAAUAGAACGAAAUCUCCUUUCAUCUACUUUUGAACAGGUCAAAGAUAAUUUUUACCAUACUUUGAACAAUGACGGAUUUUAAAGCGAGUUAAAGCUGAACUUGCUACGAAGCAAGAUCGUAAUUAAAUAAACUUAAAUUAAAUUAGCUUAAAGAAUAAUUUGGUAAUGCAACAAUUUUUGUUACUUAUAUCUUUUAAAUACAUUACUUAAUAUAGCUUGUAAUUUUUCUUUGUUAGACUAAUAUAAUUGUAUUAAGGAAUCUUCCCUCCUAAAUGAGGUGCGCCCUCAAAUGCAGACCAUAAGUUGUCUGAGGAUCAAGCCCUGUACAGGUUCAGUUUUCGUCCCGUCAUCUUUUAGGCAUCAACCAGAAAGAAGUUAUUAAAGUAUGGCAGGAUGACCACCCCUCUAGCUCUGCUUCCCUCAAGUAAAGGAAAACUAUAGAAUGUCAGAUAUUGCAUAGCAUACAGCGAGUGCAAUGUAUACUUGUUUAAAAGUACAUUUUUAUAACUUUUUAUUUAAGGUUUGCACAACCCCCCACCACCCCGCACAACCUUUGUUUCAAGGUCCCUAGCACCAGGACUCGGCGGUUUUGGCUUUCGCGCAUUUUGGAAGCAUUACUAAACAUCGUUUUCUGAACAACUUCCAUCUGACUUUGCUCUGAUUCAAGAACAGAACAGGUAUGUGCGAGUGUUUUUGUUCCAACACGUAUGAAAAAAACCGAUACAAAAACCAGUUUAUAAUAAUAAAGGAAAUGAUAUUUCUCUUUGCUCAACUGGACAUAUGAUUUUCUCUACAGAUGCACAUUCGUGGUCACUCCAAAACAACCGGGUAGCCUCUACUGCCCUUUCAUCCUUGGGUUUUUGCAUGUUGCAAGACGGGGUGCCUUCAUGGAAACUGCCAUUGAGGCAUGGACAACGAAAAAUUUUGUCUAUAAAGACAAGGCCAAAAAUUGGCCAUUAUUUGCGCAGGUAGACACGUCUACACAAACACUGAAGGUGUGUAGCUGCAUGUUAUGUUCUGUUGAUCUUUUACUUGCAUGCAGGUGAAUUUGCAUCACUGUGUUUGGAGGCUAGAAACCACAGACUAACCUCAUUAUUAAUAUUGAACACAUUUCUCCUUUUCUGAUUGGUGCAAAUGUAACCAACUCGCACUGAAUUUCAAUAUCGUCUGCUGUAUACAGCCCGAGAAAAAGAUCAUGGCAAACCAAAAUGGCUAGGAACAGGAUGUUCAUGUCAGCUCAUUUAAGGCAACACUCUUGCAUGUCAUGGAUUAGAAUCAAAUGAAGCGGAGAAAAACGUUGGUAUUUGAAAAUAAACAAGUGUCUAACAUUCUUAAUUUUGUAAUAAUUUCAGAACAAAUCACUCACCACAAUACAGCUGUCAAAAAUGGUCAGUUCGAGCAUCGGUAAAGUUGGCCUAAAUCCGAAAGAAUUCUCCCACAGAUCUUACAGAUCG